Messenger RNA from Hyaena hyaena (striped hyena), 1485 nucleotides. It is a transcript of the gene TAF7L, whose product is annotated as TATA-box binding protein associated factor 7 like. Gene Ontology annotation, cellular component: transcription factor TFIID complex. Gene Ontology annotation, molecular function: RNA polymerase II general transcription initiation factor activity. NCBI's taxonomy places the organism in Eukaryota, Metazoa, Chordata, Mammalia, Carnivora, Hyaenidae. Bases 1 to 1392 code for a protein of 463 amino acids. The record is from RefSeq and is a predicted model, not a curated record. Gene Ontology annotation, biological process: transcription initiation at RNA polymerase II promoter; RNA polymerase II preinitiation complex assembly. The transcript is spliced from 13 exons.
AUGGAGUACAGUAAGGAAGAGUCUCCCUCUUCUUUGGAAAGUGAUUCAACACCAACAGCUUCAACGUCAGAAGUAACGGGCUUACAAGAACCCAAAAUUCCUGAAGACAACAUUGCUGAAUACUUUGGAGACCUCAAGGCUGAAACCGCUAGCGGCAAAGGCACUCAAACUCCUGCCGACCAUGGCACCCAAGCCGAUGUCGAUGGCGGCACCCACGUUGCUGCCAAAACUCCUGACGAAAACUUACUGGAAGGGGAAGAGAUGAGUAAAAGCCAGGAUGAACCUCCUCAGGAACUUGAGAACCAGUUUAUAUUGCGUCUUCCUAUGGAGCAUGCAUUUACUGUCAGGAGGAUGGUGCAUUCUGGAAAUGUUGCCAUGAAGGAUAAAUUAAAAAUUGACUUAUCUUCUGAUGGACGUCACGCAGUUGUUGAUGUAGAAGAUGUCUCACUGACUGCUAAGUUGGUUGAUUUGCCGUGUGUUAUCGGAAGCCUGAAAACUCUUGAUAAAAAAACUUUUUAUAAGACAGCAGAUAUUUCCCAGAUGCUUGUGUGCACUGCUGAUGCUGAUCUCCACUCUUCUCCGGAAGAACCAGUUACCUCUACUGACCUUAAUGUAAUCAUGAAAAAUGAAAAAGAGAGCGAGCAAAAAUAUGUCUGGAAGCAUGGCAUUACUCCACCACUUAAGAAUGUCAGAAAGAAAAGGUUCCGCAAAACAACAAAAAAGCUCAUUGAUUUCAAACAAAUUGAAGAAAUCAGCUUUCCUGAGUACAUUGAAUCUCCUGAUGUGGAAAAAGAAGUGAAAAGACUACUGUGUUCAGAUGCUGAAGCUGUCAGUGCUCGAUGGGAAGUCAUUGCUGAAGAUGAAACCAAGGAAAUAGAUAGUCAAGGCUCUACCCCAGGCUUUGCAAUGUCCCCAGGAAUAAGUGGCUAUAAGCAGAGUCAUUUCUCAUCAGAAUAUGGUAUGGUUCGGGAGAUGUUUAGUGAUUCUAGCAGCAACAGUGAUGAUAAGGAUGAGGAAGAGGAUGAGGAUGAUGAAGAGGAUGAUGAAGAAGAUGACUACAAUGAUGAGGAUGAAGUUGAGAAAGAUUAUUAUGAAGAGGAUAUGGAAAGGGAGCAACAGGCCAAGUUCUUUGCAUCUGGCCAGUAUGAGGCAAAGGAAGGAGCCAGUUCAGCAGUCGGGGAUAUUCAGAAGCAGAUUCAUUACACGGAGAAAAAGCUCCAAGAGAUUCAACGCAAAGCACAAAGACAGAGGGAUCUCCUAAAGAAAGUGGAAAGCCUGAUGCUCAAGAGUCAUUUAUGGUCUGUGCUGGAGCAGCUUAAGUUACAGGAAAAAGAAAAAAAUGAGCAGCUCAUUUUCCUCCAGGAACAAUUGAAAUCUAUUUUGCAGAAGUAAGAGAGCCUUCGGCCUGGCACAUGAACCUUGGAUUCACUAUCCAGACUGAAGACUGGAUGAAAUUGUACGUGUUUUUGUCCCUUUCAUUGCCUU